UGUCCUCGUAUGGGAGCGCAUUUACAGCGGCUAUGGUGGAAGAGACGCAAUCCGCCAUGGGAAAUGUGGCAGCGCUACUAGCACCGUCUUGUUCUUGAUGCCAAAUUUCCUCGACAGCAUCGGUCGAUUGGAGCGCUCUUCUCUCUUGCUCCUCUGAUUCUUCGCUGGAUGAUCUUUUGUUGUCUCAUGAGACAUUUAAUGCAUCCGUCGCGCAGCUCUGGAGGAGAUCGUUGCAAAAUCACGGCCACUCUUUUUCAUCAGGUUUGCCAGGGAGCCGGCAGAGAGCUCCGUAAUAUCUAUCCCAGUCGCGAAUCAAUCUUGGAUUUAGUCUUCCAACGAAGUGGCAAGAGCUCGCUCCCUUUCUAUUCCACUUGAUCGAGCAGCGACGAAAGUAGAAUCCAGCAGAGGUGUUUGGGGCGAAUGUUUUGGAAUGCUCUUGCGAUCGCCAGGUUUGGUCUAGUAGAAGCUGGAGAGGACAGAGUCCUUGCAUGCAUCAGGGAAGAAAACGUGAUCUUCACGGGAGUCAAGAGUGAGAGCUCUGGGCUUCUGAGACGUGUCAGGACAAUCGCGUAUCAAAGUUUCUAAGUGGAUCACAGGAAGGAACACGUUAUAGUUGACCACUGUUUCCAUUCCAUAAAAACGCGACAGCGGAGAGAUCAAAUCGUUUUUUUCUUGCCAGUCUGUACAAAUGUCGGCUAUGGUGUCCACACAGUCGGAGCUCGUUCGGGAAGAGAUAGCGAAGAAUCUCGAGAGUUAUGUGGGUGAGGGCCCGUCAAACACGUAUGACAAAGAAAUUUCACCCAAGAGUACGCUUCCAGUCGCUGCAUUCCACUCGCCAUCGAACAGCGAGACGUCGUCACUGUUUUCAACGGUUGAUUGCUCUUCGUUUUCAUCCAGAAGUGACGCAAGCUCUUUCGUCAAGGAGGAGGUUUCACCAAUUGUUAGCUUGUCCGUCACCUCCAGCAUUGAGUUCUUGCCAGGAUCGAAACUUGCCGGAACGAGUUCCAGGGACAACAGCUCUUAUUUCGAAUUUUCUUUCGUGGAGGGAAAUUUGGUGGGGGACGAAGGUGAUGAUAGUGUCAGGAUCGCAGGCAACAGGCAACUGGCAACGAACAAACAAACUCCUGCAGCAGACUCGCCCAAGGCAGCCGUUUCUCUGCAAGAUGACGCCUACGAAACGUUUCCAGUUUGGACAGAUCGCACGCGUUACUGCUCCAAGAACAUUCACAGCUGCAUUAAUCCUUGCUUCGAUCAAGCAGGCGAUGGCGGCGGCGAGUUGCGGAUACGCUCGUCACGAAGGAAGAAACUUGCCAAGAGCUUGGGGUCUGUUCUUACCAAGCAUCUGCCGUUGAGCCCCGGACCGACUUUUCGGAGAAGUUCGUAUGACAAGUUCAAGUCGCGGCUUUCUAUCGGCCAUCCUUCUCCUCUGUCAGAACGAAACUCCGUGGCUACGCCUUCAAGAGCCUUUGAGACGCAAGAAGAGAAGUCCGGGUACCAUAGUUCUCCAGGGGGUGUGAGACGAAACCCUGCAAGCAGUCAACCGAGAAACAAUCGCUUGUCUUUUGCGAAGACAGGUGGGGAACAAUUCAAGAUGAAAACAGGCGCUGGUGCUGAGUUAUCUGCUUCGACAAGUGGCAAAACAAGCCUGUAUGGGACAUCUCCCAGACGAGUUCGAGGUAUGGAAGCAAAAGCUUUGGGGUGUCUCGGGAUGGCAAAGACAGUGGUGCCGGAGGAUGGGACGUUUUUGGAGGAAUAUAAGGGUCCACUCUACUUCGCUUCCGAGGACAGCGUUCACGGGGGUAAAACUCGCUGCCUGCCUUCUCCUCGUCUGUCAUUCGGCAAAACAACGUCAAGAGAAGAGAAUGCGCAGCUGGCCAGCGUGAGCAUGUCUAUGGUAGUUCCAUCGCGGACUGUCCAUGGUCAUGUUCACUGUGUGGUCCGGAACGACACCCCGAGUUUCACAUUCUCCGUCGACGGUCUUGAAGAAAUCCUUGUUGCGAAAGCGGUGAAAUCCUGUCCUCUUGACGGCCUAGAGACCGGGGAGCUGGUAUACACGUUCUACUCCUGGAAGCCGAAGGGAAGAUCGAGAAGACACUGGAAGAACUGGGUGAGAAGAGACAGGACCGAUCCAGAGCUUGUUGGAAGCAUGACCUUCAGCAGCAAAGUUGUGCCAGCAGAAAGCAAGGAUGAAGACGACACCAUGGAGCUGGAAUUCGUUCUUUCGGAUGGAAAUGGAGCAUGUAGCCCAAGGCUGAGCUUCUCGACUUGGGAGACUGGAACAUCGCCACAGUCGAGCUGCAAGUCACCGUAUAGCUUUCCGUCACCUUUUUCUGCGGCUAGCCCUUCUCCGGUGCGGCUAGCAAACGCGACCUCCUCGCGCUACGUCGCGAUGAGCAUGGUCCCUACGAGCUUGGUUUCGCCUCGGUUUUCGAAGCGAGAUCGUCUCCGGCGCUCAAAGAAGUCUCUAAGCUCCAGUCCGCUGAGGCCAAAGUCGGACGACGAUCGAAGCUCGUGGAGUGACAGCGAAGUGGAGGCCGCGGAGGUGAAGAUCCAGUCAUCGCCAGAGUUUGCCGCCAUCGUGAUCCGAUCGUCCGCCGGUGUGAGCAGCGCACAGUCCGUCUGGGAGGCUCUAAACAAGAAAUGGAGCUCGAAGGCACUCAGGAACUCGUCCAGGAAGGGCUCUAAUGGCCGGAGAUUCAGCCUUCCGGGACGAUUGCCACUGCAGGUGGCGACCGAGACGAAAGAAAACCAGGGCGACAACAAGGCCAGGACGCACAGCUUUAAGCUCAGAGAACUGAUGGGAGUGAAGGCCGACUUUGGGAGAGAAGAAGCUCCGGCCUCCACCGUGACGGUAGUUCUCCCGGCUGGAAACCACGGGCUACCAGUACGAGGAAGUGGCGGUCCUCAACCUUUGAUGGAUCGGUGGCGCUCUGGAGGGCGAUGCGACUGUGGAAGCUGGGAUCUCGGCUGCGGUCUAACGAUCCUGGAAGGCCAGCAGGAGCUCCAAAGAUCGAAAGAGCUCAUCAACAUCUCUUUGCAGGGGAAGAACAAAAGCCAAUCUCCCUCGCUGCGCUUGGGAGCGAUCAGCGAUGGAUUGUUCCCGAUCUCCUUCCAGGCUCCGGUGAGCUACUUGCAAGCGUUUGCGUCGGCCAUCGCGGUUGUCUACACGAGAGGCCCCGGGGUGUUGGAUCAGUCGGAGGAUUCGAGCGUGAGAAAGGAGGACAAGCCGCCUAGGAUCCCGCUCAUGCCGCUCCACCAGAGGCGUGUAGCGUAUUUCUCGCCUCCUCCGGCGUGCUUGCUCGAUCGAUUGUAGAGAAACUCGAUCGAUAACUCUCAAUGGAAGAAGCUUUUGUUGUAAUUA
Molecule: messenger RNA, 3361 nt
Organism: Selaginella moellendorffii
Lineage: Eukaryota; Viridiplantae; Streptophyta; Lycopodiopsida; Selaginellales; Selaginellaceae
Exons: 5
Coding region: 689-3313 (874 amino acids)
Source: RefSeq, a predicted model, not a curated record